CAUUUAGUUUGAUGUUUCCGUUGGACUUAUUUUACUACGCAGUUCCAAACAAGGACUGAAAUGUGAGGAAUUUUGCCCGGUAGUGGAAAAUGUGUGACAGAUAAUCCGCCCGCACAAUCACUUCAAGCCUCAAUGCCCCGCUUUGUUGGAAUUUUUUUUUUUUCUUUUUUUUUGCGGUGACUUUAGUUAUGUAAGAGAUUAAACGUGUGGGAGAAGGUGGAGAUGUUUUGAGCGGGCAGUCUGUCUUAGUGGAAUUAGAGGCUGGCUGUGCGCAGACAGGGAGCAUCAUGUGGCUGGAGGCUGAGGGCUGAGGAAGCUGCUGCCGACCCGCCGUCCGACUCAAACCACCGGGGCUCCACGUAAUGAUGCCCACCUUCUCGGUCAUGUAUAAAGGAGCAGUGAUCAUUAGCAGGACUCUAAUGGGUCCAUAUGGAGUCGACAGAGCUGUUCACUCCAUGGAGUUCACAGACUGUGAAAAUGGCCUAGGAAUCAAAGUGAUUGGCGGAGUGAAAGAGCUAACGGGAGAGGAGUUCGGAGUCUACGUCAAGAGGAUUUUACCUGGUGGCCUUGCUGCAGCUGAUGGAAACCUGUUGCCAGGAGACCAGAUCCUGGAAGUAAACGGGGACAGUCUAGUUGGAGUCACAAGUGAAAGAGCUGUGGACAUCUUGAGAACAGCAUCUGCCACAAAUCACAUGCGCCUUCUUAUAGCCAGAGAUGAAGAAGCAAAGAGAGAAUUUGCUGAGCUGCUGGAGAAAUAUGGCUCCAACGGUAGUACUGGAUCAACCCGCAACUCUCCCAUUCAGCAAGGCGGUCGCCUCUUGGACAGCACAUCGUCCGGUUCCUCAUCUCGAUCUCAGAGCCCGUUGUUGCUGAGCCCUGCAAACUCUCAGAACAUGUACAAUGGUGGGCCCAUGAUGCGCUCCCUCAGUCACCCAGGUGAAGGAGUGAUCCAGCUCAUUUCUGUGGCUCGGUCCAACAGUUUAGGGAUUACGAUCGGAGGAGGCUCCAACAGGCCCGACGGCCCCGCUGUGUUCAUCCAGGAAGUUCUGUCUGGAGGAGACUGUCACAGGGAUGGCCGCCUGAGGCCGGGAGAUCAGCUCAUUGCCAUCAACAAGGAGUCUUUGAUUGGUGUAACUCAUGAGGAGGCAAAAGGCAUUCUGAACAAAGUGAAAUACAGCCAAGACAACACGGUGGAAAUCGCCUUCAUCCCUGGAAAAGGUCUUUUUCCCAGCAGCACAUCGCUCCACAACGGAGUCCAGCGAGCCGCCGGCAACAGCUACAACUCUGGACGCCUAAAAGUUCACAUCAGGUCACCUGAGAUCUGUGCAGAGGAACCAGCUCUAGUGUCUUCACCCUCUCCAGACAUCUGUCCUCCAGAUAUCCAUAUUUCAGGUUCCACCAGCCAAAGGUCUCCAACAGGGACGAAACCCAGAAUAACACUUGACCCAUACAUUCGCCUCAAACUGGACAAGUUAGACUUGGCUUUGUCCUUCCUCGGAUUGGACGUCAGUGAAGAGAAGAGGAAGACGCUGAGGCACAGCCUGACCCCUGACCCCCAAGGCACCGUGGCGUAUGGAGAUUAUGUGGAAGCUUGUCGGAACAUCUUCCAGGAGGACCUGGAGGUCCUGGGGUUAGGAUCGGGCCCCUUCACCUUCUCCUAUCAUGAAGCAGCCAGUUUGAUGGACACAUCGGCGUUUCAUUCACCGACUUAUGAAUCAGAGUGCAGCUACAGCAGUGAGGAGAUGGAGCAGUUCCAGACCGAGGUGAAGCAACUGCAGACCCAAAUGAAGCAACUCAAGGUGAUUCUGAAAGACACAGAACAGAGCAAAAAAAGCCUGGAGGAGGAGCUGCAGAAGACAUCUGAGAAAGCCUGCCUGACUGUGGAGGAGAACACCCGCCUCAAGAGUCGCCUGCAGGCUGCCGAGGCCGAGGCGGAGCAGCGGCAGGCCACCAGCGCUGAGCAGGACUACGAGGAGGUCAUCCAGCUGCUGGAGGCCGAGAUCAGAGACCUGAAGAACCAGCUGGCCGCCAAGAGGCAAGCCUGUGGAGCCGGCACUAAAGUGAGACCAAACACUGGAUGUACAGUCCCUUACUGUCGGGAGGAGAGAGAAAAACCAGCCGAUUCUCUGAAGUGUCUGAUUAAUAAAGGAGAAAAGGAGGAAGUGGUGGAGCUCAACAGGAAGCUGACCUCCAUCGACUCCCAGCUGAGGAAGUCGGAGUUGAGCAGAAAACACCUGGAGAUCUCCAACAAGAAGCUGCUGGGCUUCGCUCAGAACGUGCACAAGGUGCUGACUAAGCCCAGCCUGUUCGGAGGGGAUGAUGGGAGCAACAGGUCGUCUCCAGCCACAGACAGUCCGGACACCCUGUCACCCCUUCCUGACCCGGCCAUCCAGCUGGCUGUGGAGGCCAAAGAGCUGGUGGAGGGAGUGUGUUGUGUUUCUGCUAAUAAAGAUUCCAUAUCGGAUGUCAACUCCCAUCAGGUGUGAGCGACAGAGGAGUGGAGGACUGAAGGAGGUCCCGCCCCGUCACCAAAGGAGCCCACCGAGCCCAAACCGACGACGAUGACGACGUUCUUCACCAACCGACAGGACACAGGCUCCCUGUCCUCCCCCCCGCCCCACCAGUACAGCAAAGGGACAGAUGGCAUCUCUCAUGAGACCCCCGCUUGCACCAGUUGGAGACUGCAGCCGAAGAACUGCCCGGCGUCUCAGCAGCAAACGUUGCUGUAUGUCCUGUUGUGGCGGACGAUGUUGAAGGCACUGCAUGACCAAGUGCACAACACUGUAAACCUUGUUAAUACUCCUCUGAUGUAUUUUGUAAAGUUAUCCACUCACAGGCAGAUUGAGCCCUCCUCCCCCCAUACUGCAUGUGAAGGAGAGCUACUUCCUGCCUAGGUGGGACAAUCCGGAGCUGAGCAGUCCUCUGUCCAUCAUCCGCUCCAUCCUGUUUCCCUGGGCUGCUUGCUCUGCCACAAACAUCAACAUAGGUACUGUCGAGAAAAAGUGUAGAAACAUGUCACCGGUCCUUGUGCUCUUUCUUGUUAAAAAAGCUAGAAGGUGAAGGCUUCAGAGAUUCUGGACCUGAGGGCAGAGUGUCGUGUCCAGCUUGGUUUCCCUGCAGUGGGUCAUGUUGGCUCCAGCUGUGUAAUCUUGUUUUACAGCGUGAACAGAAACCAGUCAUAGGCUACAUGUCAAACUUGCGUUUUAUUUCUGCCAACAGCUGCAAGCCCAUACAUGGAGUGUGUUUUUGAACUGAACUGCAUCUUCAGUGUGGCCUCAUUCUCUUUAUUAUGUUUUAUAUUAAAGGGAUAACUGAAUCACGGGCUUUGUGUGUGUUGUCUGUUUCCACAACAACAACAACAGGCUUCUGUCUUUUCCCACAGAUUCUUUAUUUUUUUGUUGAUCUAACUUGUGUUUUGUUUUUUGUUGUUG
Gambusia affinis (western mosquitofish) is the source of this 3431-nucleotide messenger RNA. Its product is annotated as syntaxin-binding protein 4. Bases 363 to 2486 code for a protein of 707 amino acids. The record is from RefSeq and is a predicted model, not a curated record. Gene Ontology annotation, molecular function: protein binding. The transcript has 21 exons. Lineage: Eukaryota; Metazoa; Chordata; Actinopteri; Cyprinodontiformes; Poeciliidae.